Molecule: messenger RNA, 1725 nt
Organism: Penicillium antarcticum
Lineage: Eukaryota; Fungi; Ascomycota; Eurotiomycetes; Eurotiales; Aspergillaceae
Gene: atg15
Product: triglyceride lipase ATG15
Exons: 2
Coding region: 1-1725 (574 amino acids)
Biological process (GO): multivesicular body membrane disassembly; piecemeal microautophagy of the nucleus; neutral lipid catabolic process
Molecular function (GO): glycerophospholipase activity
Source: RefSeq, a predicted model, not a curated record
AUGUCUCGCAAGCGCUCAUGGCUUGGACUGAAUGUCCAGAGCCUUCUAUUAUCAGCUGCUGUACUAUCAACUGCUGCCUCUGCCUCGGUUUAUCCAUCUCUUCAAGCUCCUAUCAUCCCGCCACAGGCACCUUUGGGAUCCGAGAGUACACCCGAGACGCAUGAGUUUUCUCUACGGCACAUCUUUCACCGCGGCUCUUAUGAACAGCCCGAUCUCCAUGUAAGACUCGAUGUCAACGCAGAUACUCGGCUUUGGGCUGUAUCUGAGGAUGGCGAUGAAAACGAAUAUGUUGCGUCAGAGUUAUCUCUACUUGCCUCUUCAAGUCCGCUCACGAUACAGCGGUUGGCCGAUCGACGACUUCCGGUGAUCGAGGGGCAUUUGGCCACUGCACGGUCUUCUGGCUCUGUGGCCGCCUUGUCUGCAGAUGAGUGGGUCAUGGACACCUUGCAAGGGCCAGAUAUUACAGACAAGAAGACAGUCUUGACAUUCGCUCAGAUGACCGCAAAUGACUAUAUCGAGGAACCUGGGACGGGACAGUGGCACUCUAUACACGGCCAUUUCAACUACUCGGGGAGCUUUGGUUGGCAGAAAGAUGGGCUCAGAGGGCACAUAUACUCCGACGAAACCAAUAGCACUGUCGUGAUCUCGCUGAAGGGUACUUCGCCGGCUCUUUUUGAUGGCGCGGGCACCACCACCAACGAUAAAGUCAACGACAAUCUAUUUUUCAGCUGCUGCUGCGGCCAAGGAGGCUCCUACUUAUGGAGGCAAGCCUGCGACUGUCAGACUGCUACAUUUACAGCGAACUUGACCUGCAUUGUUGAGUCUAUGAACGACGAAAAUCGUUAUUAUAAAGCUGCAAUUGAGCUCUACUCCAAUGUUACCGAGCUCUACCCGGAUUCAAAUAUUUGGAUGACAGGCCAUUCCUUGGGUGGCGCAAUGACUAGUCUAGUCGGGUUGACCUUUGGGUUGCCCGUGGUCACGUUUGAAGCUGUUCCAGAAGCUUUGCCGGCAGCUCGGCUUGGUCUCCCAAGCCCGCCUGGAUACGACCCAAGACUUCCGCAAACACGGCGGCAUACCGGUGCUUAUCACUUCGGACAUACAGCAGAUCCGAUAUACAUGGGUACCUGCAACGGAAUAAACUCGAUCUGUACAUGGGGUGGUUAUGCGAUGGAGUCAGUUUGCCACAGUGGACAGAUUUGCACAUAUGACACCGUCGCAGACAAAGGAUGGCGUGUUGGGCUGGGUACCCACAAGAUCGAAAAUGUGAUAUCCGAUGUUAUUUUGAAAUACGACACUGUACCGAAAUGUGUGGAAGACGAAGAAUGCUUUGAUUGUGAACUCUGGAAGUUUUUCCGAAGUAAUGGCUCUGAGAUCACGACUACUACCACUACCUCAACAACCACCUCCUAUACCAGAACAUCGACCUGCAAGACCCCUGGGUGGUGGGGGUGUCUGGAUGAAAGUACUACAACUACUGGCACCACCACGACGUCUCCGACAAGUACAGUAACAACCACAACUUGCAAAACUCCAGGUUGGUUUGGGUGCAACGAUCCUACGAUCUCGACUACAGCAACUCCGGCGCCCAUAGUCUCGACGACUUUACCCACGGUAACUGCAACGACUACUACUUGCAAAACUCCUGGAUGGUUCGGGUGCAAUGAUCCUACCACCAUCACCACCACCAUGCCGACCCCUACUGAAUUUGACUCGAUUCCUACAUAG